Messenger RNA from Marasmius oreades (fairy-ring Marasmius), 2421 nucleotides. RefSeq lists its product as uncharacterized. The record is from RefSeq and is a predicted model, not a curated record. The transcript is spliced from 6 exons. Bases 1 to 2421 code for a protein of 806 amino acids. Lineage: Eukaryota; Fungi; Basidiomycota; Agaricomycetes; Agaricales; Marasmiaceae.
AUGAGCUUCAAAAGAAACAGAAACUUCCAAGUAAACGACAGUGUCGUCAACGAUAGUUCAGGAAACGGGAAUACUUUUUCGACACAUGUUGGGGACAACUACCAUCAACAUUUCUCUAGAACUGAGUCAAAUUUGUCGAGCCGGGUCGCCUUCAACGCUCUUCAUGAUGCAGAAGCUCGUUACCCUCAGCCCAACAUUCUAGCGGGUACUCGGGAAGAGAUUAUCGGGAAACUGACCCAUUGGUGCGAGGAUGACUCGAAGAGCAGCAGAGUGUAUUGGGUCAAUGGUGCUGCUGGAGUAGGGAAGUCUGCGAUUGCACAAGCACUUUGUGAAAAGUACACCCAAACCGGAAAACUAGCAGCCGCAUUCUUUUUUUCGAGGAACGAUUCCAGUCGGGACAAGCUUGAUCCAUUUGUCGCUACCAUUGCCCAUCAGCUUGCGACUUGCAAAGCCUUUAAAUCCCUUAUCACACCCCUCAUCGAGCACGUCAUCCACUCAACGCCUGGGAUCCUGCAUAAAAAUCUGGAGGAUCAGUUCAAAAUGUUAAUACAAGAACCGUGUGCUCAAGUAGACCCAAGGAAUUGGGCUCAGCUUCCACGACUUGUCAUCCUCGAUGGCGUCGACGAAUGCAUCGAUGUGAACUCUCAGAAGAGACUGCUCCAGAUGAUUCAAAACGCGACCCCCACUCUUCCCCUCGACUUUCUCAUACUCAGCCGACCGGAAUCACAUAUCUCUGACACAUUCUCUCUCGAAUCAUUUACUCCAAGUCCUUCUCGCUUGGCGUUGGGUGAUUUCACCGAGUCGGUUCGGGCUGAUAUUAAACGAUAUCUUUGCCAUGAAUUUGCUCGCAUCCGACAGGAGCAUCGACGCACCCUAGACAGUUCAUUGCAGGCUUCGUGGCCUGGUGACUCCGUGAUUGACCAGCUGGUAUCCAAAGCCACUGGACAGUUCAUGUUUGCAAGAACCACAACGACGUAUAUCGACACAGGAAAAGCGCCCGCGACACCCGUGCUGCGGUUGGACAUUAUACUUCAUGCCAAAAGAGUGGUGAAUUCUUCGUCUCCCUACCCCGACCUGGAUCUGCUAUAUUCUCAGAUUCUAAAAUACUGUGGCUAUGAAGGCAGGAAGCUUCGGGAGAUUUUGCGGUUGAUAGUGAGCCCUUUUGAUAAGGUGAAAAUUCUGGAAUCUCCUUUUCGGUUACAUGACUCGCCUCCAGUUUUACAAAGCUUAUGGGCUCUUGAAAAACUUCUGGAAAUGAGCCAAGGCGAGGCCGCUGCCCUCUUGUCUGGCUUACAUUCGAUUCUCGCCAUACCUACGUCCAAAACAGAGAAUAUAGUUGUUCUGCAUGCAUCCUUUUCCGAGUUUCUCCUCGACAAACAGCGUGCAGGUGUGUACUAUGUGGGGUCAAAGCUUUCCUCCCAGGAGUGGUUCCAAUUACUCAUUCCAUGCCAAAUUCGAAUGCUUUCCCGUUAUUGUGUCGAAGACAAUCAUUGGUCUACGCAAAGCCCCAAAAUCCAUGGCCAACCAAUUGAUGGGGUUGACGAUGGCGAUCUCGGUUCACUCAACGUUUGGAAGUGUCUAUACGAAAGUUUUACAAGUAUCGCUGUCAAUAAACAGAUCACAGCGGCUCUCAAUGUAUUCGAUCCCCAUCUGUACCUCACUGCAAUAAUUCACUGGGGUUACAAACUGCUUUCUGCUGGAUGGGGGCGCCCGCCCAUUUUCAAGGUUAAUAAAGGAUUCGAAGCUUACACCUACGACCAAAACUAUAUAGUAUCAGUGGAAAUGCAAAUAAGGAUGUUCCACGAUGCUUAUCGAAUGUUAUUGAAGAUAUCCGAUAAUCGCUCUCGUAGCUCCCUUCAAGAUUUCUUCAUCAGAUGCAAGUCUUUCUUCCGCGGUUUCUACGUGUCAUUCCCUAGUCACAUUAGCGGCGCUGUAAAAUACAUGCUCGUCAUAUGCCAUUUGGCCAUCUCCAGCUCCCGAGACGCCUACCCUCUCAUUGGGGCAGCAGAGCCAAUUAUGUUCCGCUACCCUGAUCGCAAGUGGAUGAUCCGAGUCCUGCCUUCUAAUAGUGGCGUCGCGAUUCCAUCCAGAUGGGAGGUCAAAUACAUCGACCCAACCGAAGGGGAACUUCUUCGCAAGCUUCUUCCACUCCCUCGCUUCGAUUUGUCGAUUAACUCACAAAGUAUCAUGGAAGCUUUGGGUUCGACUGAAAUUGAACGCUGGACGUAUGAAAUCGCUCGGUUGGAUUGGGAAACGACAUGGAUAACAUAUUUGCUUGGAAAGCUGGCUGGUUCAAUACCGGGGAAGUGGGUGAUGAGUUUGAAGGUAGUCUUAGAAGAAGACGAUUCAGAAGACGAACACGAUUCGGAGAACCAAAAACUUCCUGAACGUAGGUCAACGCGAUUACGUAGAAUUCCCUAA